This is a messenger RNA of Prunus avium (sweet cherry), 402 nucleotides long. Lineage: Eukaryota; Viridiplantae; Streptophyta; Magnoliopsida; Rosales; Rosaceae. The record is from RefSeq and is a predicted model, not a curated record.
AUGGACCAACAUGCAUGGAUUCUAGUGGCAACCGACUAUUUUACUAAAUGGGUCGAGGCGGAGUCCUAUCAGUCAAUUUCUAGCGCACAGGUGGUCAAAUUCUUCGAAAAUCACAUCGUCCACAAAUUCGGUAUACCUGAAACUAUCACAGCCGAUAACGGCCCAGUUUUCGCGUCAGCCAAGACUCGGGAGUACACCGAAAGGAUGGGGAUCAAAUUGAUUCACUCAACACCUUACUACCCCCAAUCUAACGGACAGGCCGAGGUGAGCAACAAGGUAAUCAAGGGCAUCCUUGAGAAAAUGAUUGAGGACCUAGGGCAUGGCACGAAUUGCUCCGUGAAGCCCUUUGGGCUUACUGAGUCUCAAAAUGAUCGGCUACGGGCUCAUCCCCUUAUGCCUUAA